Messenger RNA from Daldinia decipiens, 777 nucleotides. RefSeq names its product tyrosine phosphatase family-domain-containing protein. The record is from RefSeq and is a predicted model, not a curated record. Lineage: Eukaryota; Fungi; Ascomycota; Sordariomycetes; Xylariales; Hypoxylaceae. The coding region runs from base 1 to 777 and encodes 258 amino acids. Gene Ontology annotation, molecular function: inositol diphosphate tetrakisphosphate diphosphatase activity; phosphatase activity. Gene Ontology annotation, biological process: protein dephosphorylation. Gene Ontology annotation, cellular component: cytoplasm. The transcript has a single exon.
AUGCCGUCCUGGAAAGGCCAGGAUCGCGGCGAGGACUCGGAGUCCUUACCAGAUCGCAAAGACGUGACCUAUAGCAAAGAAAAAUUUGAAUCGCCUUGCGUGAUGGGAGUUAGUACGGAGUCUCCCGACGUCGUUCUUCGGGAAGCAUAUGUUUCCGCAAAGGACAUAGCUGUUGAACGGCCACUACUCCUUUCCGGCGCUCCGCCCGUCAACUUUGCCGUGGUUCUUCCUGGCUUAUAUCGAAGUGGCUACCCAAAGGUUGCGGAUUAUCCGUUCGUACGGACCCUCAAGCUUAAGACCAUCGUCACCCUAGUCGGAAAAGACCUCCCGGACGGCUAUCAGCAGUUUAUUAAGGCGAAUCGUAUCAAGCACGAAAUAUUCGACAUGGCCGGCACGAAAAAGGCCGAGAUCCCUAUCAAGACCAUGCAGUCGAUCAUCUCCAUCGUCAGCAAUCGGGAAAACUAUCCUCUGCUCAUCCAUUGCAAUCAGGGUAAGCACCGGACAGGAUGUGUCGUCGGUAUCCUGCGCAAGACCAAAGAGUGGGACACGGCGAGCAUUAUUCGAGAGUACAGCAAAUAUGCGGAGCCGAAGAUCAGGGAGACGGACGUCAAGUAUAUUACCGACUUUAAAAUAGCCGAUAUUCCGAGAGUCGUACCCAGGCUGACCGGGGCGCCGUACGUUGUGCGGACAUUUUAUGGCAUGGUGAUGCUGGCGUCUUUUACCUUGUCGGUUUGGAUGUAUUCGGGCGCCAGGCUCCUAAUACUCACGACGACGUAA